ACAGAACACGUGAUGCCUGGAAGGGGAACAGAUGCUUUGUGGGACACAGGGCAGGCUGGGAGGGGAACCGAGGUCCACUCUGUGGGUGACCAGACCCUUCCGCCAGAGCUGGCUACUUCUGCCUUUGGAAAAUGUUUCACAACGCCCCAUGUUGUGUGUGUGUGUCUGUGUGUGCAUGUGCAAAUGAAUAUGAAGCGAAUGGUGAUGUAAGAGGCGGGAACCCAGCGGAGGCUGGGUAAGAGGGUGUGGGCUCACACACUUGCACCAGCACCCAGAGAGGGAGUGCAGCCUGAGGGAACUGCCAGCAUCUCGCUCACACGCAGAGACUCCCCAAAGCCUGCGUCCACAUGACAGGUGGCAGGGAUCCCCAGAGGCUGAGCAGGCCUGGCUAUGGCCUCAUCUCCAGUCCGUCCAGCCCAGGGCCACAGCAAGCGCCUCCCAGAGAGACCUACUUGAGUGAGAAGAUCCCCAUUCUGGACACGGAAUCGGGCACGUUCAGCCUGCGGAAACUAUGGGCCUUCACCGGGCCUGGCUUUCUCAUGAGCAUCGCUUUCCUGGACCCAGGAAACAUCGAGUCAGACCUUCAGGCUGGCGCUGCAGCUGAGUUCAAACUGCUCUGGGUGCUGCUCUGGGCCACAGUGAUGGGCUUGCUGUGCCAGCGACUGGCCGCGCGCCUGGGUGUGGUAACAGGCAAGGAUCUGGGAGAGGUCUGCUGUCUCUACUACCCUAAGGUGCCCCGCACUCUCCUCUGGCUGACAAUUGAGCUGGCCAUCAUUGGCUCGGACAUGCAGGAGGUCAUCGGCACAGCUAUUGCCUUCAAUCUGCUUUCAGCCGGACGAAUCCCACUCUGGGGUGGCGUCCUCAUCACCAUAGUGGACACCUUUUUCUUCCUCUUCCUCGAUAACUACGGGUUGCGGAAGUUGGAGGCCUUUUUCGGAUUCCUUAUUACCAUUAUGGCCUUGACCUUCGGCUAUGAGUAUGUGGUGGCGCGUCCUGCCCAGGGAGCGCUUCUCCGGGGCCUGUUCCUGCCCUCGUGCCCAGGCUGCGGCCAGCCAGAGCUGCUGCAGGCCGUGGGCAUCGUUGGCGCCAUCAUCAUGCCCCACAACAUCUACCUGCACUCGGCCCUGGUCAAGUCUCGAGAGAUAGACCGGGCCCGCCGAGUAAACAUCCGAGAAGCCAACAUGUACUUCCUGAUUGAGGCCACUAUCGCCCUGUUUAUCUCCUUCAUUAUCAACCUCUUUGUCAUGGCUGUCUUUGGGCAGGCCUUCUACCAGCAAACCAACCAGGCUGCGUUCAACAUCUGUGCCAACAGCAGCCUCCACGACUACGCCAAGAUCUUCCCCAAGAACAACCAGACGGUGGCGGUGGACAUUUACCAGGGAGGCGUGAUCCUGGGCUGCCUCUUCGGCCCCGCGGCCCUCUACAUCUGGGCCGUGGGUCUCCUGGCGGCCGGGCAGAGCUCCACCAUGACGGGCACCUACGCGGGACAGUUCGUGAUGGAGGGCUUUCUGAGGCUGCGGUGGUCACGCUUUGCCCGAGUCCUGCUCACCCGCUCCUGUGCCAUCCUGCCCACCGUGCUCGUGGCGGUCUUCCGGGACCUCAGGGACUUGUCAGGCCUCAACGACCUGCUCAACGUGCUGCAGAGCCUGCUGCUUCCAUUUGCUGUGCUGCCCAUCCUCACGUUCACCAGCAUGCCCGUCCUCAUGCAGGAGUUUGCCAACGGCCGGUGAGUCCUCCCCUUCCCA
Messenger RNA from Carlito syrichta (Philippine tarsier), 1745 nucleotides. RefSeq names its product solute carrier family 11 member 1 (gene SLC11A1). Bases 348 to 1730 code for a protein of 460 amino acids. Gene Ontology annotation, biological process: metal ion transport. NCBI's taxonomy places the organism in Eukaryota, Metazoa, Chordata, Mammalia, Primates, Tarsiidae. Gene Ontology annotation, cellular component: plasma membrane. The record is from RefSeq and is a predicted model, not a curated record. The transcript is spliced from 13 exons. Gene Ontology annotation, molecular function: manganese ion transmembrane transporter activity; iron ion transmembrane transporter activity; cadmium ion transmembrane transporter activity.